AUGCCUCCAAAUGCGGAGGCAUCGCUUCGAUUUAACCGUCCAAAUGUGCGCCAAUUCAACAAAGCAGCAGCUAAAGCUGCAGUGCAGAAGUAUCAGGAUAAGCCGCUCAGUGAGAGUUGCCGCCUAGAUCCAAAAACGAGGCAACGUCGUGAGAGGAUAUGGAAGAACUGGGAAGAUCUUAAAGAUUUGCGGCCUGCGCUGACGUUAACCCAGAGGCCAUCUGGAUUGACCUCUGCUUGGGCGAACCAGACAGCUAUUUUCCAAGCCUUCCUGCGACAGUAUUGGGAGGAAUCCGUCACCUUGCGACCGUGCCUUGGUCCUGAGGAAUAUGAGAAGGUCCACACGAUCGAUUGUGCGUCAACAAUAGAAGAUGUGUGGUGUAUGCUGGUCAAUCACGCAGAUGACCGGAUCAUGAAGCCGAAAAGGCUCCAGGAUCGCAAGAACGCUGGAGUCUGGUCGUUAAAGAGUGCGCAGUGGAUUCCCGAGUUUGGAGCAGAAAUGGGGUUGAACUUGGGGCAGACUUUUCAGAAAGAUGCUGCUACUAAAGACGACAUUUUGACAAUUCUUUCCACUAUAUGGGAGGAAGCUGAUGACCUUAGGUGCUCGCCGGAUGAUAGACUCCCUUUCGGCAUGUAUGUCGUCGAGAUGGGCCUCGGUGGUUGGCGACCAGGCGCGCUAGAACUGAAAAAAUACAACCAUGUCAAGCUCGCGUGGGUUAGAGACCCGGUUGACCCAUCUGUUACGCGAACUAUUUGCUGGUCUACAAUUGACCAUAACAAGCUACAAAAGAUUAGGAUCGAGCGAGAACAGCGUUCUAGGCACUCCCGCAUACGAUCUAACCUCCCAUUUCCACAAAACGGACAAAACCUAACUGAUAUGCAAUACAGCUUAUGCUAUGAGGUUACUGUGAUCCCAAGUCUGAUCCUAUGCUUGACCACGAUGUUCACGAUCCGAGCAAUAAAGGACGAUGCCUUUAAAGCUGGGUUUACGUCAUGCGACGAGGUCCUCAACCCGACAACACUUGAGGAAGGCGUUAAUUUUGUCGAACUACGUUGGAAAGAAGAGUUCAUGGCUGAUGACAAGCAUAUUAUGCCUAUGAAUUACCGUAGGUUUCUUGACCUUUGGAACGAAGUGCGCGAGGUGGCGGGAUGCCGUUCUGGCCUUCGUCCCUACUCUAUCCGUGUUGGGGAUGUGGGGAGAUUGGAUGGAUGUCUUCAACCGGCACUUCGUAACUUCAUAGUAUCACACUCUACGAGGUUUAUGAACGGAGUUAUCAGCCGGUAA
Messenger RNA from Pochonia chlamydosporia 170, 1284 nucleotides. RefSeq lists its product as hypothetical. Bases 1 to 1284 code for a protein of 427 amino acids. The record is from RefSeq and is a predicted model, not a curated record. Lineage: Eukaryota; Fungi; Ascomycota; Sordariomycetes; Hypocreales; Clavicipitaceae. The transcript is spliced from 4 exons.